This is a messenger RNA of Homarus americanus (American lobster), 714 nucleotides long. Its product is annotated as protein PXR1-like. The record is from RefSeq and is a predicted model, not a curated record. NCBI's taxonomy places the organism in Eukaryota, Metazoa, Arthropoda, Malacostraca, Decapoda, Nephropidae.
UCAAUAUAGUGAAUCAACAGUUUAAACUCUUAUUCUCUAUCUAAACAUUAUAUAUGACUGAAACUUAUCAUAGUGGCUUCUGAUGAUGACAUAAAUAUUUGGAGAAUAUUAAUAUUUUAUAACAUUACCGAGAACAUAUAUAAUAGACACGUGGUUGUGUUAAUCAUUUGUGUUGCCCAAACCUCAGUGUAUUUGUUCACACGGGCCAAGUCACUCCUGUUCUGUCCCUCAGUACGUUUGGUAACUCACUAAAUAGACAUCUUAAUACAAUGUCUAAUCAGAAUCAAGGGGAAGUAAGUUCUGUUUCAAGCAAGAAAGAGGAACUAAGUGUUGUAGCUUCUUCCAAUGACGAGAAUUCUGAGACACUUGUUGCAGAAAAACCAUCUCCCAGUGCUGAUAAACCUGAGAGUUUGUUAAAUCAAGGAAGUGAGUCGAAUGAUAAUGUGGUGACUGAUGAUACUGCAGUGGAGGUAAAGGAGAAAGUGGAGGAUAAGAAAGAACCAGAAGAUGUUGUAGAAAAAACUCCAUGUGAAGCGGCCAGUGAUAACCUCGAGUCACAGCCGGAUAAAUCUGAGGAAGUUCCGAAAAAAUCCAAAAACCAGUUGAAGAGGGAGAGGAAGAAAGCAUUAUGGAAUCUGCAGAAAGACGAAUGGAAGGAAAGGAAGUGGCAGAAGAAACUGGCUAGAGAGAAACAGGAAAUGGAGGAACUUAAGG